Carassius gibelio (silver crucian carp) is the source of this 4483-nucleotide messenger RNA. Its product is annotated as carbonic anhydrase 4-like. The transcript has 9 exons. Gene Ontology annotation, molecular function: zinc ion binding; carbonate dehydratase activity. Bases 2367 to 3473 code for a protein of 368 amino acids. Gene Ontology annotation, cellular component: plasma membrane. The record is from RefSeq and is a predicted model, not a curated record. NCBI's taxonomy places the organism in Eukaryota, Metazoa, Chordata, Actinopteri, Cypriniformes, Cyprinidae.
GUGCAGUCACAAAUUUUUUGUUAUAAUUUGGGGGCAAAAAACGGUCCCACUGACUAUUAUCUGAAGUGUACAUUUUAUAAAGCACAGCUCACAUGGAAGUUACUUAAAUACCAAGGAGCAUUCUGCUGGUGGCAAAUCGUUUAUGAGUAUGACCAAAGUAUGCUCUCACACAGAAUUCCCAAUUGUGUGGAUUCCCAUUCAGGAGGAAUUUACACAACAACGUUUUCAGCCAAAAACGAGAAACUUUUAAUGCGUUUUGCCUGUUCGUUUACACAACAACGGCGUUUUGGGAAUUGAAAACACAGAUUUUUGAAAGCUUGUUUCAAAGUGCAAGUUUUUGGAAAGCCACUGUUAUCGUUUCCGUGUAAAUACCCAAAACGAGGAUCUUUGAUAACGCUGAUGUUACGCAAGCGCAUGCGUAGGUAUGUUAGGUAUGUAUGUUAAAAAUCAACAUGCACAGUACAUGUUGAUAUUAAAGGCAAGCGCGAACAAACAUACACAACAAUAGCGACACAUAAUAUACACGAGGCAACAAGUUACUGUUUACUAACAAGGUGACAGCGCCAACUACUGGCCUGGCAUAUGUAAUAAAAUAGUUUUUGGCCGUUUUCGCAGAUAUGUGUAAACACUAAUUGUUUUGAAAACGUUGUUGUGUGUAGGUGAAACUUUUUAAAAAUGCAAGGGAAAACUUUUUUGUUUUUGACUACAUCGUUGACGUGUAAACGUAGCCUUGUAUGAAUUAAAAAAAUUUUUUAACUACAGUAAAUGUGACCGGACUUUUAGGGCUACAACACCUUGUUACUGGGGGAAGUAACCUAUAUAGAACCUUGUAGUAACCUUAUUACCUUACUAAGUCUUGUAAGAGUAGGUAAGCUAAAAGCUGUCCCUUCAAAGACAACAUUUUUGCGUGAAUCCACCCAAAUAUAAAAAUUCUGUCGCUUACUCAACCAUGACAUUCCAAACUGACUACGACUUUCUAAAUAAGACAAUCUUUAUUCUUCAAAAUAAGACAUUUUAUCAACAAUCAGUAAUCAAAAAAGUAAUCGACAGGUUUAGUUCCUAGUUCCCACCGACUGUACAAUAGAAGCCAGUGGCAAUGGAAUUUUUCAUUUCUUCAAAAAACAACUUGUUUUAUGUUUCACAGAAGAAAGGCAUAGUCAUACAGUCAUACAAUCAUACAUAUCUUUUUUAUAUAUUUUAUUCAUCUCUGAAAAUGACUGCCCCAGUAAAAAGCUGCUGAUUAACUAGCUGCUGCUGACAAGCUGAUUAUACUUAUACGGUGACACCAGCACGAAUACAUUUAGGUAUGUAAAACACAAUAUAGAGAUCCUUACUGUAGAUGUCAAUGGAUUCUCUAGUAAUGAUUCUCCAUGAUGAGUUACGAGUCAAUGAGGCAUCACAGUCCAGAUCUUAGUGGACUAUUACAAAACUGGGAGCCACUACACUAGAUUUAAUUCCUUUCUCUAAUUCUCUACUGCCACUUUGCUGCCUACUGUUUACCUUCCACUUCAUUCACUCGCAAUCACACGUCCAUGCUAUAUAACGUCCAUAAAAUGGAGUCAUUCCAUUUUGGCUGGCUAAAGCUCAACAGGGCAGACCUUCAUGCUGAGUUGACUUUAAUGACUUUUUAAUAGGUCUCUCCGUUUUAACGAUGCAGUGCAACAGCUCCAGUCAUUUUAUUGGAAUGAUGAAUGAUUGAGAGGAGGCUAACAUUAAUUUAAUUUACAGCACAGGCUUGCCAUCUUUAAAAGCGCAAGACGGCAUCGCAAAAGGCAAAGAAAGAGAGAGGGACGGGGUGCGUUCAUUAUGUCGGAAAAAGGCUGGGGUGAUUUAUGAUAGCAGCGUUGUUGUUUUCCCUUAUCUCUAAUUAGACGCUUUUGUCGUGCUAACUGAUUUCAGUGUCAAAGCAACAAGACAUGGUUAAACAAGACUUGUUCUACAUCAUUCAUCAUUCUCAAAACAGUCACUUGAGUCAAAACGUCCAAACAUGCCCUGACACCCCACACUGCUUAAUUAGUCUCAGAGUCACCUGGAGGGACUGAAAUGAUUUCCUCCAUGGAUAUAUGCAGCUCACUGACAACCAGCAUUCGUUUGAGCAUUCCUCAUGUGUGUGAUGCAAAGGGUUUAAAUCAUGUGUGUGUCCUCGAAGACCAACUUUACAGUGUGCUUAAAACUACAUUCCCUACAAGAGGAAUAAUAAACAGGUUUUGUUUUGAACUCUAGCCCUGUAGAAUAGUGCCCUCUGCAGGCUGCUUGAUAAAGCAAACUCAUUAAGCCAGAGUUCAGGGAACACUUCACAUAUGUACUAGGAUCAACUGGUAGUAGGUUGUACUUUGAGAGUUAAAUGUCCUCAUCAAUGACCUCAAAUGCCCUACUUUGCUGCCCUACACCUGUCAUUUCAACUCUUACCUGUAAACUCUCUCUCCCCCUCUCCCCUCCUUCCUUUCCUCUACUGUAUAAAAUUGGUUCCUGCCACACAAGGCAGAGAGAUUUAUAUUGGCAUUGUAGACAUGGCAUCCAUUCUCUUGAUCUCAUCUCUUCUGUUGGUCCUAGAGCUCUGCUCAGAAAUAAAAGCAUACAAGCUGGAACAACAUAAGGGUGAGUGGUGCUACCAGAGCCAGUUAUCCUGUCAAGCCACAUGUAGAGGGCCUUCGGAGUGGAAGAGUCAGUUUCCUAAUUGCGGAGGUCAGAGACAAUCGCCCAUCAAUAUCGUCACACGCAAAGUGAAGCAUGAGCCAAAACUGACCAGUUUCAUCUUUGAUGGCCAUGAGAAAGUUUUCAAUAUGAGUGUGGAAAACCAUGGACAUUCAGCUCACUUCACCCUCCCUCAGUUCGUGCGUCUCCGUGGAGGGGGUCUGCAAGAUACUUACAAGGCGGUCCAGUUCCACCUGCACUGGGGAGAAAACGGAGGCCAGGGCUCAGAGCACUCUGUGGACGGGGAGCAGUAUCCCAUGGAGCUCCAUAUUGUUCACAUUAAAGAAAAAUAUGCUAGCUUGGGAGAUGCUCUAAGUGACUCUGAAGGGGUGGCAGCACUUGCCUUCUUUUUCGAGGUGACUUCUUUCCCAAACAAACAACUGGACAGAGUCAUAGACGCUUUAGGAAAAGUCAGAUAUGAAGGAAACAGCAGUGAAAUUAAAGACUUUAAAUUGACCGACAUCCUCCCACAAGCCAAUAAACUGAGCUACUAUCGGUACUUGGGUUCCUUGACCACACCGGGCUGUGAGCAGGCCGUUGUGUGGACGGUUUUCCAAAAGACUCUGCCCAUAAGCAAAAAUCAGCUGAUGUCAAUGGAUAAACAGCUGUUAUUCGGAACAGAAAAACCAAUGACUGGAGUAUUCCGUCCUGUGCAGAAUCUGAAUGGACGAGUUGUGUACACAUCAGUGCCAGCUCACAGUCUGUGUGUCCUGCCCAGUCUGAUCACCCUGUUUCUGUGCCUCUUUUGUGUUUUUGGACAACAAAAGUGUUUUCAUUGAAUGCUAGAGACCACAUCUCUUUUAACAAAUGAUGUUCCAUAUUGAACUUCCAGAAACAAAGUAUACCUAAUCAACUGAGCACUGCUCUGAAAGUACUGGAAUGGAUCUCUGCCACUGUGCUAAAGUGGAGAAACUUGACAAUGGAGAAGAGAUAUCUUGGUUACUUUCUGUGUUCACAAUUAUUAAUUGUCUCAUUGGUAACGCUUAUCAUGUCCUCCAAUAUUCUCUUUUAGUUGUGGCAGCUUUAUCUGACUUUGAUCAUUUCUGGAUUCUCAUCUGUUUUCCAUAACUUGUUUGGUUGUUUAUGGUUACUUCACUUUAAAAUAUCUUAUAUAUAUAUGUUUAUAUAUUGCUAUAUAUUUCCAUUUAUAUGUGCCAAUAAUUAUAAGUUUAUACAAUAAUUAUAAGUUUAUUCUUCAAAAAUACAAAACAGCUUCAGAUUUUAAUGUAAUCCAUUUGAAGCUUCCUGAUCCUCCAUUAAGAUUAUUAUGUAAAUUUCAAUUACUUUUCCAUUACUUACAACGAUGAACGUUUCAUAUGGCUUUGGUACGAUGAUUCAAUUUGACACAUAUGUACCACAAAUUGUGUAAAUAUGCAGCACAUGUGAAGUGUAAGUUAUAACAUAAUCUUUCCAAAGAUAAAAGUUCAAAUGAAGUGCCAACAUAAAUUCUUUAUUUAGCUGGAACUAUAUUUCAUUGUACAUAUCAUUUGUCAUAUAAAGAUUCACAUUUUGCAACCAAUUGUAGUUUACUUAUAUGUAACAUGCAGGCAUAAAAUGCCAAAUUCAUCUAUGAAAGCACACCUACUGCUGAUCUUUGUAGAAAUGAGAUUAUGGUUAUUGUUUUUGUGAUUGUAACCAGGUUCUAAAGUGCUCAAUUUGAGCCGAGACGCUGCUCCUGGCCGUGCCACCGGGGGCGCUGUACUGUUCAACGCUUUUGAUGUAGUCCCACACUGAAGAAACAUCCUUGUCAAACAAAGGGCUGGAGAUUAAGAAAUAAAAAUAAUAAAUG